Molecule: messenger RNA, 10307 nt
Organism: Miniopterus natalensis
Lineage: Eukaryota; Metazoa; Chordata; Mammalia; Chiroptera; Miniopteridae
Gene: BDP1
Product: BDP1 general transcription factor IIIB subunit
Biological process (GO): RNA polymerase III preinitiation complex assembly
Cellular component (GO): transcription factor TFIIIB complex
Molecular function (GO): TFIIIC-class transcription factor complex binding
Source: RefSeq, a predicted model, not a curated record
UGUAGCAGGGUCAUGAAGAAGAGGCGGCGGCGGGGGGCAGCAGGAGGCGGCGGGGGCGUGAAUCUGCGGUAGCUGCCGGCUGGGCUGGUUUGUGGCUUUGGGGAAAGGGCGUAGUUCCUAACCCUCUCUGGGGCAGCGGCCGGGGCUCGGGGCUAAGAGCGGCCGUGGGGCCGCCUCCCCGGGCCCCCUGGCUCCGCCAUGUUCCGCCGGGCACGCCUUAGCGUGAAGCCGAAUGUCAGGCCUGGUGUGGGCGCUAGGUGUUCCACCGCCACCAAUCCCCAGCGUGGACAGGAGGCUCCCAGGCCUCCGGAACCGGCAGCGGCCCGUGACCCAAAGCCCGUGGAGCCCACAGAUGUGCCCCCGGUGGAUUUCCAAAGAGCAGAGCCGCAAGAAGAGGCUUCCAGGAGCAGUAAUGAAAAGACUGAUGGUAAGAAUGAUGUUGAAGAAUCCAGUAAAUCUUCCUCUACUGUUUCACAGAGAAGAAAGAGAGUAUCAAGUACUCCUACUCUGGUUAAGCCUAGUGUCAGUGUUCCUUCAGAGCCUCAAGUCUUAUCUACAGUUAAUCAAGAAGCUCCACAGCCACACCCAAUUCCAACAAAAGAGAAACAGCCAUGCUCAGACAGAUACCGAAUCUAUAAAGCCCAGAAACUGAGAGAAAUGUUAAAAGAAGAAUUAAGAAAAGAGAAGAAACAAUGGAAAAACAAAUAUGCCAUAAAUGAAAGUCAGAGGGCACCAGAUCGUUCAAAAAUGACUAUGAGAGACUUCAUAUAUUACCUGCCAGAUAGCAAUCCAAUGACUUCUUCACUGGAGCAAGAAAAGAAAACUGAAAAAUCAUUGACAGUUCAGACAAGAGAACAAGAAGAUAAGAGUACUCCUGAUGCUGAAGAUAGUGAAGAACUGGAAGAAGAGGUGGAUGAUGGCCCAUUGCUGGUUCCCCGAGUAAAAGUGGCAGAAGAUGGUUCUAUAAUUUUGGAUGAAGAAAGUUUAACUGUAGAAGUUUUAAGGACAAAAGGUCCCUCUGUUGUUGAGGAAAAUGACCCCAUAUUUGAGCGUGGUUCUACAACUACCUAUUCCAGCUUUAGGAAAAACUAUUAUUCUAAACCAUGGUCAAAUAAAGAAACAGAUAUGUUUUUUUUAGCCAUCAGCAUGGUAGGAACUGACUUUUCUAUGAUUGGACAGCUUUUUCCUCACAGAGCAAGGAUAGAAAUUAAGAAUAAAUUUAAACGUGAAGAGAAAACAAAUGGAUGGAGAAUAGACAAAGCAUUCCAGGAAAAGCGCCCUUUUGACUUCGAUUUUUUUGCUCAUUUGCUUCAGAAAGUUCUUGCUGAAGAAGAGAAAAGAAAACAAAAAUCCAUUAAAACUCAGAGUGUAAAGGAGAAGAAAUCCUCUAAACCACGAAAAAAUUUAAAAGUGAAAAAAGUUGCCAGUGAAGAAGUGAAUGAUAGUCCAGAUGAGUCUAUGAGUGCUAAAAUUUCAGACACAGAAGAAUCUCAAAACGAUGUUCAGACAGUUCAAGAAGAACUGCAGCCUUUGACUUUAUCAGGACAGGAUUCAGAACAGAUUGCAUUAGAACCAGACCUAAAUCAAAAGAAACGGAGAAGGAAAAAUCAAGAUGAAGCUGGUAAACAAGAAGUAAAAAAUCUUUCAGGAAGUGCCACUGUGCAGCCAGGCCCUUCAGAAGGAGAAAAACAGAAAAAUAAAUGUCAGUCUUUAAGUCCCGAGAGAAAAGGAGAUGAAAGCAAUAAGGAGCAGAAGCUUUCCCUUGUACAAACCGUCGGUGAAGUUGAGGAUUUUUCCUCCAGUGACAGAGUUGUGAGAAAAACGGACCCUCUUCCUUCAUUGAGUAGUCAACAUGAUGCCAUGUCAGCAGCAACUGAGACUUCAGAUUCAAGCACCUCAGAUAUGCAUGCAUCAGAAGUUGGAAUUAGAGCCUUGUGUGAGGUGAAUAAUGCUGAGAGUAGUUGUACAGAAGAAAGAAUUGUUCAACUAAAAAAUAUAUCACUGGAAACUGAUCAAACAGAAAAUGUUAAACCGAUGGUGAGAGGACGACUCCAGAGACCUAAACCUAAUUUAUCAAGGGCUGUUGGGAAGAAAUCAGUUCUUCCACAAGGUAAAAGAGAUGGAGAGAGUAAGAGUUUACAUCCAGAAACUUCAAUUGAUAAGACUCACAUGGAGCAGGAUAAAAUGAAUUCACUCGACAUUUCUGGAAUGGAGAAUACAGAGAGCGAGAGCUCAACAGCUGGUACUGUGUCUGACUUGAGUGAAAAAAUGAAUCUGCAGAAAGAUGAUCAACAGAAGGCUUUCAGACCUGCACGACUAACGAGGGGCAGAUUGCAAAGGCCAAAGCCAAACAUAGGUAAAGCUGCUGAGAGAAAAGAAAUCCUGGCAUCCCAGGAAGAGAUUGGGGCCAAUAUAGAAAAGAAUGAAAAUGAAUCCUGUAUUGAUAUAGAUACUCCUGAACAAAUAGAAAAUCAGUCAUGUAAAAAUUUUGAGUGUGAAGACAUCACAUCACAAUCUGAAGAAAAAGGUACUUCUUUUCAAAAUAUGCAACCAGAUGAGCCCAAGUCUCUUAAUGAAUGUCUAAGUAUUCAAGAGGAUAUUGAAGUAAAUAUACUCAAACAAGUUCCAGUUCUAAAGAAUCGAUUUCAGAAGCCAAAACCAAAUAUAAGAAGAACUGGAAGAAGAGACAUUUUCUCAAAGGAAGAGGUACCAGAGGAGAUUGUUGUUCCUGGGAGAAAGACAGCAGCAAGGCUAGAAACCUCACCAAGGGAGAAGGUACCAGUGGAGGCUAACACUACUAAGGAAAUGGAAUCAGAGUUAGAAGAAACUGGAAGUAGAGACAUCUCUCCCAGGGACAAGGUACCAGAAAUGAUUGACAUCCCUGUGGACAUGGAGACAGAUUUGAAAGAAACUGGAAGAGAGAUUUCUCCAAGGGAGAAGAUUCCAGAGGUGACUGGUGCCACUGAGGAAAGAGAGACAGAUUUGGAAGAAACUGAAAGAAGUGAAAUAUUCUUAAAGGAAAAUGCCCUAGAGGAGGUCAACACUGUAGGAGAAAUGGAGACAGGUUUGAAAGAAACUGGGAGGGAUAUUUCUCCAAGUGAGAAAAUACCAGAGGUGACUAAUGCCACUGAGGAAAUAGAGACAGAGUUGGAAGGAACCAGGAGAAGAGAAGUUUUCACACAAGAAAAGGCCCCAGAGGUCAAAACUGUAGGUGAAGUGGAGACAGGCUUGAAAGAACCUGGAAGAGAGAUUUCCCCAAGGGAAGAGAUGCCAGAGGUGACUGGUGCCACUGAGGAAAUGGAGACAGAGUCGGAAGGAACCAGAAGACGAGAACUCUCCACACAAGACAAUGCCCCAGAGCAGGUCAACACUGUAGGGGAAGUGGAGACAGGCUUGAAAGAAACUGGGAGGGAGAUUUCUCCAAGGGAGAUGGUACCAGAGGUGACUAAUGCCACGGAGGAAAGAGAGACAGAGUCGGAAGAAACCAGGAGAAGAGAAAUAUCCACACAAGAAAAGGCCGCAGAGGUCCAAACUAUAGGUGAAGUGGAGACAAAUUUGAAAGAAACUGAAAAAGAAACUUUCUCAAGAGAAAGGGUACUAGAGAGGAUCAGUGCCACAGGGGAAAGGGAGAAUUUGAAAGAAACUAGAAAAAGAGACAUUUCCCUGAUGGAAAAGACAUCAGGAAAGAUGGCUGCUAUUAAUGUAACAGAGGCAGAUUUGAAAGAAACUGGAAGAAAAAUAUCCUUGGGGAAAAGUGGAUCAGAAGAGAUCGGUGCUGCGGAAGAAAUGGUGGCAGAUUUGAAAAAAACUGGAAAAAUAGAUAUUUCUUUAAGGGAAAAUGAACCAGAGGAGACUGGGACCUCAAAACAAACAGAGACAGAUUUAUUGCAGAGCAGAAGUGCUGACUGCAGUGCUGUGCCUUCACUAAAUAUCAAAAACGUUAGCAGUGAUGUCCUAUCUGUGGUGCAUACAUCUAUAGAAGAAAAAAAUUCUGAAAAGGAAGUAUCAAGUCAAUUGAGUCAUUGGAAGACUUCUUUGCAGACUUCUGAACUUGGUAAAACAGAAGACCAGGGGCCACGAUCUGCAGAUGUUCCAGAGCAGUUUUCAGAUACUAAUUUAAGCAAAUCUUUUCCUCAAGAACAGAAGCCAUUAAAGCCAGCACCUUUUAUGAGAAGUCGAUUAAAAAGACCAAAACCAAACUUAUCAAGAGCAGCUUUAAAAAGAGAGACUAUGGAAGCAGAAAAACAUAUACCUGGCAAGAAAUUGGAAAUGGAUAAAAUUGAGACUAGUGUGAUACAACAGGAUGGUGAACAAAUGCACACUCCCUCUUCUGAACAUGAUGCAUCUUCCCUGAUGACAUCAAGAGAAAAAGACAAAUCGGGUCACAGUCAGAAGGAGGCUGUGAUAUUACCAUGUGUACUGACAGAAGAGAACCUUUUACCUUCAAGUUCUUGUGAACCUAAUGAGGCCUCUCAGUCUACACAAGCCCAGGAAAAGGAAUUACUUGUUUCUAUGGGGACUCAUAAUAUAAACACUUUUCAACAAGAAAUGAAGGAAAGUGUUACCCAAACUGCUCAACCAGUAAGGGGCCGACUUCAGAGACCUAGACCAAACAUAAAAAAGGCUGGACAGAGGCAAAUGGUAGAAAAAGGAGAAGCCAAAGGCAUAGUUAAGGAAGAAAGAACAAUACUACAAAAAGAUGAAACUAAAAGGAAAUUCCUGACUCUGCCAAACUCUCAAAUUGGAACUCACAUUGAAGUUGUAUCCUCCAAAGUUUCCGAAGGAAGAAUGGAUGAAAAUCAGAGUCAUGUGGCUCUUGUAGAGAACCUUCAUGUUAACAGAAUUAAUGUUGUAGAUAAAAAGAUGAGAGAUGAACAUAAAACUUCUGUUUCUAGUCCAGCACAAUUGUUAAGAAGACAGUUCCAAAAGGCUAAGCCUAAUUUGGGAAGAGGACAUGAUAAGGAAGAGGAACUAGGUAUAGAAAAAGACAGAGCAGAUCUGAGUGAGGCAAGGAAGCCAGAAGAUAAUUUGCUGCAGCAAGGAGAUUCUGACACCCAGCUCCUUCAAAAAGAAAAAGCUGAGCUGCUGACACCUCUGGAGGUUUCAGCAAUAGAAGAUUGUGUAGGCAAAGAAGCUGGUUUAGCCAAGAAAGAUGCUCAGUCAGAAGUUGGAUCAUCAGGAAGUGCUGGACAGAAAACUGUAGAGGAUAAUUCUGUCUCUUCGGUUGUCGAAGAGCAAUAUCUCAGUAAACCAGCAAGCCAUUCACAACUGUUAAAAGAAUCAAAUGACUCUAAAAUUGCUCUAAAUCGAAGAACAACUUUCUCUUCUACCUCUGGAUGUGAGAUACAUCAUAGUGAAAGGAGAAUGCAUCGGAAGGUCAAACCAAAUAUCAACAGAGGGCGUGGAUCAAAACGAAUUCGGAGUAAGACGUCUAGGAAGGAACCUAGAGCUUCGAGGGCCGUGCUGGUGACUCUUCGGGCGUCCCAGGAAGAGGAAGAAGAUGAUGUGGAAGAUUUUGAGUCUGCCUAUGAGGAAGAAAACUAUCAUCUUGCUCCAGAAGAAAUAAACAAAGCUCCAGUGUUUGUACCUGUUGGUCUCAGAUCUCCUGAACCUGUUUCUACUCAGAUUGAGGAAACGAUGGAAGAGCUUGAAAUAACGGUGAAUGUCCCAGAUAUUGGAUUCAUAACUGUUGAUGAACAUCAGCUCUCAAACACAGAUGUGACCACUCAAGAAAUUAAACAAGAAGAACAUUUGAAUGCAUUAUCAGUUGAAAUGACCACAGGUGAACAUACCCAAGAUGGAACAGAUACCAACGAUGGAAGCACUGAAGCUGCCAUAACUUUACUUACAAUGGGAGAUCUAGUGUUGCAGUCAGAGAUCAGUACAGAGCAGAGUGAUGGAGUAUGUGUACCUCCUGGUGUUCAUUCAAAGGAUAAAAGCCAUAUUCCUUUUAGCCCAGAUAAUGUCAGUGACAGAAUUGUUCAUGAAUGUCAGGAGCUUUCUUCACCUGUCAAUAGUAUACCUCUUUCAUCAUUAGAAGAAAACAAGAUUGUAUUGGAGAAACAAAGUACUGAAGAAGAAAUUGGUUUAACGGAGAAAGUAAAGGAAAAUGCUGUAUCAACCAGGACUAAAACUCCUGAGGUGACCAAUAAUUUGAGAAUGAGAAGUAGAUUUGCCAAGCCUAAGCCAAAUCUUAGGAAGAUUUUAGGGACCAACAGAUUUGGUGCUCAUCAGGAAGUUCCCAGUUUGUUUGUAACCAAAGGAGAAGUGGAAAUUCAAAGAGAAAUGGAGAAAAAUGCUUCUAAAGCAACAGGCCUAGAAGAUAAAAACCUUGAGUCAGUUACAACAGCGGAGAAUAAGGAGCAGAGCAGACUGGCAUGUGUACCCGGGUUGGACGAGACCAGCACCGUGCGGGAGGCGAGCCUGGCUGAGAGGAAGGAAAAUAAAGAACAGGGAUCUCAAGAAGUUCAGCUAUUGUCAUUUGCUCCAGUUGUUUCCUCUGAGUCAAGCUCCCAUACACUUGGUUUGGGUAGGGGUCUGAGUGAGAGUUCUGCUGGAGAGCCCCUGAAAAAGGACUCGAGUGGAGACAAUGUGCUUACACUUUAUGUGCCAGAGUGCACACCAACUAGUACUCCAGAAGUCCAAAAAGAGAAUGUAAUCAAUCCUCAGGAUUUAACAGUGAACCUGGCUGGUAACCUACAUCACGACAGUGAGGAUGAACAAGCAUUCAUAUUAACUCUGGUGGAAAUUCCAACCAAUGCAGUAGAAGCAUUUACUGAUACUGCUACACACUUAAUGCCAAACCCGUUACUGCCAGCGCCCAUAUUGGUCAAAUCAGUGACUACAGAAGAAAAGGGUGACAUGAGUAUAAGUUUUCCAGUAACUUCAGUUGUUCAGGAUGCCAUGUGUUUAUCUAAUUCUGGAAGUGAUGAUUCUGAAAAGCCUCCUGCUAAUUUGGAUCUUACGUCUAGGAAGAGAUUUCAUUGUAGGCCCGAUGAAAGUGACUAUGUUCUUCCUGCUAAAAAAUGUUCACUCACUUCAAGAGACAAUUGUCAAAAAUAUACCUCUGAGGUAUCUUCAAAGGAAUUAAUAAAUGUUUUGGAAGAGACAGGAAAGUCUUACAAGGGACAAGAUAUCUUCCCUACUUCAGAAAGCACACAUACAACUCCAGAACCUCAGGAAGAGCAACUUGAACCAACUUUUCAGAGUAUAGGAUCUAGACCUAUUGAUAAAAUAAUUGAUACACAUAUAGAAAAGAAUACACCUCAGUUACUUCAGGAUAAGGUGAUUGUGUCUGGUAAGGAAGAAGGAACUGGUGCAGCUUCUAAGUCUGAACAAGUGGAUAGCAUCACAUCAUCUUCAAAAACCACACUCUCCAGACCUGGCAGGAGACCCCUGGGAUUUUUGUCUUUAAUAUGUUCAAAGAAUAGUUUGGAGUCUGAAGAACCUAUUCAGGUUCUUAGAAAGAAACGCUUAAAACCUCUUAUACCUGUAUCAAGACAGAAUUUGAAAAGAUCCAAUCUACUCAGUGAAAGCAAGAAAAAAAUUCAAGAGUCUUCUGAUCUGCUUCCAUCUCCAAGUGUUGUUAAUACUCAAUCUGAGAAUAUUGGCAGUUCAGCAACUCAGAAAAAUGUCCUGACACCCGCAAGAAAUCAAGGAAUGGUUUCUCCUGAUCGUUCCUUACCGGAAGAAGAAUGUAAAAGUGUCCAAAACCAGGCACUUGAAGAAGAGCCAACCACAAUCUCUGAAUAUUUCUUUAGUGAUAUCUUUAUUGAAGUGGAUAAAACAGAAUGAAAGUGUAUUUUUUUUUUAAGUUUAGGAUUUCCAGAGUCAGUUAUAUCAACAAAAACAGUAUUUAGAAAAAAAGCAUCAUGUUUGUUUUUCUUUAUGCUGAUUUUGAAUAUUUAAUAAGCUUGAUUUGAAGUUUUUAUAAUCGGUGGGAAACCUUGCUGAGGUUCCUUUCAUCCUGACUAACUCAGCAUUCUGGAAUUACCAGGCAAUUAAGACUGCUUUCUCGACUGAAAUAGCAACUCCUGUUUACAUUUUGACUCUUCCUGUGCUGAAAACACAUGGACAUUUUGGAGUGUUGUGAGCGUGGAUAAAUGUCUCUGUAUAAAUCACAGUGCUGAUGUAUUUGGCUGUGGAUUGUAUUUAACAUUUAGCAAACUACUUUUGUGAAGGUGUUUUCUGUUUGUUUGGAUUUUUCUUUGGGUGAUUAAGGCCUUUUCAGUUGCCUCUAAGUAUAUGAAAGGUAAUUGUUAAAAACUUUUCUAUUAUCAGCUAUUUGACCGAAAAUAUGUAUUUUUCUAAUUCAUGUUAACAUUAGUCCUAAUUGAAGAACUAGUAUUUAAACUUAUUAUUUAUAAAGAUGAAACAUCAAAAAGCUUAUUUAUUUUUAAAUUUUUUAUUUAAUAGAAUAUUCAGUUUUAAUUAUUUUCACUCCUCAGAAUUUGGGUAAAGAAGGCAUUAACAAUUUUGUCUCCUUUCCCUCUUUAAUUUUAAAGAUAUUUAAAGUGAUAUAACUAAAAGUAUUUGGAUAGUGUAUAUGUUUUGAAUACAUUUUUUCUCAUAGUUUUAGUAUAUUGACUUUGUACUGUGAAUAUUUUGUUUUUCUUAUUUCUUGGAUAAUCUCAGGAUUUGUAUGGGAAAGAAAACCCUUACCUUCGUUUAUGAGGCAAAUUUUCCAUGCAAAACUCAAUCUCCUUUACACACACUCUCACAAACACACAUUCCUUUUUAAAAAAAUCAAUUUCUUGAUAGUUUUUCCCUUAUUAAAUUCUGCUUAAGGUACACUUAGGCCUUUAAGUGCAGAAUGUAAUUGUGAUAUUAGUAACAGAAAAUAAGAUGAUGAGACCGUGACGUCAGUUAUUAUCAAUAUGAAUUUGAGUUCUUUUUGACUUUGUGAUUUACAUGUGUAAUUCUGUUAUUUACCCAAGUAAUUCUUUGGUGUGGUUCAAUUAAAUAUCUCGAAGAGCAGAUUUAUCCUGAGUUGAUAAACAUUUUUCACAAAAUAUUUUCGAGUUUGUGGGCCAGAUGGCCUCUGUGGCAACUACUCAACUCUGCCAUUUUAGUUGAAAACAGCCACAGACAAUACUUCAAUGUGGAUGUGGCUGGAUUGCACUUUUAGUUUGACCCUCUACACAAGAUAGUAAUUUUCUUACCUUAAGGUGCUGAUGUCUUUAGCUAUGAGAUAUUUGUCAUUGAAGUUAUAAGUUGUGCCUAACAAUUAAAAUUGUUGUUAGCAUUAUGGAAUGAUCAGUAUUUCAAUGGGAAGGUAUUUUAAUGUCUAGAUAAUUGUGUUUGUAUAUUGAAAAAAAUGGAGGGCAGUUUUCAAGUUCAUCGGUAAAAUAGGAUGUAGCUCAGGAGGAAGUACAACAGUAAUCCUAAUUUAUUAAAACAAUUUAUAUUAGAGCAUUUCUUCAUUUUCUUGUAGUGAAAUUUACAGUUUAACUUUUUUCAUAAAGGAGGAUCUCUAAAUCUGAGUGGAAAUUCUUUAUAGAUAUGCAUUUAUUUAUUUUAUGUGAUCACAAGAAUCGUGGUAGUAAAUCACAUUGCUAUUUUAAUGCCCUGUUUUUAUAAAUUUUUUAAAAUCUCAUUCUGAAAAGGUUUCUUUCAUUCAGUUAAUGUUAAUUUGGGUGUUAGGUUGCCACAAUUAAACUAUUAUUUUAUCUUUUGUAUAAUAUUUCUGUUUUAACUUUGUUAAUGUCUAUCUCUUGUUCAUCUACAGUGAAUUAAUUUUAUGAAAGAUGUUACUUCUUACUGUAUAAAGAUUAAUUUUAUCUUUUGGGCAUUUAUUGUAUUAGAGAAUCAAGUCACCCAGCUAAAUUAUCCUACUAUUAAGUCCUUAAACUACCUUGGAGAAAGGGAACCUUAAUCAGUGUAUUUAUUUACUUUUUAAGGUGGAAAGACUUGUUCAUAUACCUGUAUUUAAUCUCAUUCAUGUAAAGAUGAUGUUGGAAAGAAUUUGUAUUUUAUGAAUCUUAAAGGAGAUAUGAUUAUAAAGGUCUUUAUUUUUUUCUUGAUUUUUCCUCCUGAACACUUACGUCUUAGCAAAUGGUGAACAUGCUGGUUUAAAAGCCUAAUUUGUUGGUAAAUGAUUGAGGCACAGAUAAAAAUAUGAAUAUCUACUGUUUACCACUAUAUUAUUUAAAAUAGAAGUGACCAUGUAUAUAUAUUAUCUUGCUUGAAGAAAUCUUUGACAAAAAAAGCAAUAUCUGAAUAUCUGUCAUUUGUAAAUUUUCUUGUUCUAAAGAAAGCAGUUAUGUUCUACAGAUAGAAAUUAUGUAAAUAAAAGUUAUUUUAUACUA